Molecule: messenger RNA, 1280 nt
Organism: Pogonomyrmex barbatus (red harvester ant)
Lineage: Eukaryota; Metazoa; Arthropoda; Insecta; Hymenoptera; Formicidae
Gene: stet
Product: stem cell tumor
Cellular component (GO): membrane
Molecular function (GO): serine-type endopeptidase activity
Source: RefSeq, a predicted model, not a curated record
AUUAAUGUUGCGGCGUGCGUCCCAUGUGCACAGUGCACGCGGCAUGGUGGAUACUUGGCAUGUACCCAAACCCAUCGUCGAUGCAUUGCCAUGGAAACGGCACCGCCGCUGUACGAACGUGCUGUGCCAUAUCGUCACAUUGCGCCACUUUAGAACGGCAAGCUAGUUUCAAGGGCACUGCUCUAUCACGCCUUAAGGAGUGCAAGGACGAUCAAUAUCCUUUUGCACCCUUAUUUCCAUCGUUCCCAUCAGUCUGCCAAAUAUUUUCUCACGUCGACAAUUCGAUCACAUUAUUUCUCUCAAGUUGAUCCGGAAGAUCUGAUAAAUGUGCAGAGUAUUGAAUAUUUACCUCUACACAUUUUAGAAUUUCCUUUUCACAAUUAUCCGUGAAAAUCAUAAAAAAAUAAAUUAAAUGAAACAAUUCAGUAAACAUUUCAAAUGAAAAUAUUUCAUGGCGACACAAUGCAAUACGUUUAAUGGACGAAGGAAAAGGAAUCGCUCGGGCGUAAAGUGUUUGCCCUGAUUGCUCGAAGUGAGUUCGCGUGCGCGGCUAAGAGGCAAUCAUCACGCCCUGAAAGUACUCGUUCGAAUGACAAUGCAGAAAGUGUCGGAGUGAUGUAUUUAUGCGGCAUUAACAUCAACGAAAUCGAUCGCUUCGAAGGUGGCAUGGAUUUUACCAUGUAGUCCCUUCGUAUUUCAGAAAGCACGUGGAAGAGGGAGGAAUGAGGAGAUUCACCCGGUGACCUCGUGCCGCGCGCGGUAAUGCUACUGGCAAACGGUGCCUCCAUACCGACCAUCGCCGGCGCUGUCGAAGAGGAGGAGGAAUACGCACGCAGCGAGGCCAACAGCGUGCAUUACGAUGGAUACGUUACUGAUCAUACCGAUCUGGCCUCGGAGGUCGACAUCGACGAGUCCGAGUACAGGCGGGAGUUGCUUAAUGACAAGUGGCGAAUGCUCUUCGAUAAGUUCGAUCCGGAGGGUUUUGGAGAGAUACCGCUGGAGGAGUUUCUGGCAGCCUUGAGUAGUCCGGAAUGGAAGGCAGAGAUACCGACAAAUAAACGUGACAUACUUUUAUCCAGGGUGAAAGAAUCGCGUGUUCAGGCAGUAACUUUCCAGGACUUCGUCAAUGUGGUGAGUUCAUAAUUCUAUUAUCGUACAUGUUACCUUAUUCCAGAAAUGUGACGUGACAUAAUUUCAAUGUUACACAUCCAUAAGAACAAUAUAGAUUUACUGACUGGUUUCGUGACCUAAAAAAUUCAUCACAGUUGUUCAUUAAAGUA